This is a messenger RNA of Polypterus senegalus (gray bichir), 1630 nucleotides long. Its product is annotated as zinc finger transcription factor Trps1-like. The transcript has 3 exons. Gene Ontology annotation, cellular component: nucleus. Gene Ontology annotation, molecular function: zinc ion binding; DNA-binding transcription factor activity; RNA polymerase II transcription regulatory region sequence-specific DNA binding. Gene Ontology annotation, biological process: regulation of transcription by RNA polymerase II. The record is from RefSeq and is a predicted model, not a curated record. The coding region runs from base 1 to 1347 and encodes 448 amino acids. Lineage: Eukaryota; Metazoa; Chordata; Cladistia; Polypteriformes; Polypteridae.
AUGGGGUCUGCACGUAAGGAAAACAAGGACAAUCUGAGCUUUCUUUAUGAGCAGCUGCAAGCCAGGGACUUGUCGGGAGUCCGCGCUGACUUUGUUGUGACCGCGUGGGGCAGUGGAUUCGUUUUUACAGAUGGCAGUGUGGACGAGCGGGUAAUUGGAAAGGAAGUUGGUCAGAGGCGCAGAGGAUCAGGAGUGUUUUGUGCCAACUGUCUGACCACAAAGACUUCUCUUUGGAGAAAGAAUGCAAACGGUGGAUAUGUAUGCAACGCGUGUGGCCUGUAUCAGAAGCUCCAUUCGACUCCGAGACCCCUGAACAUCAUCAAGCAAAAUAACGGCGAGCAGAUCAUUCGCAGACGCACCCGAAAGCGCCUUAAUGCCGAUGCACUGCCCUCAGAGCAGCUGAGCAAGCAGCAGAGGGUCAACAGCGAGGAGCACGUGAACGGCAGCCCGCUGGAGCGGAAAGUCGACGAGCCUCAGCCGGAAAUUCAUCAGCCUUCAAACCUGGCCAAGAUGGAGACGUUCAGCUCAGUGACGAAGCCCCACACGACUCAACAGGCCUUAUUAGUAACCCAGACUCUGGAGAUCCAGAAAAGGAUGCAGCCUUUGCACAUACACAUAAAAAGUCCUCAGGAAAGCGGUGGAGACGUGGGAAACGGCUCGACGUCCGUAGAGGGCAAAGGAAGCUCAGAACGAGGGAGUCCCAUCGAGAAGUAUAUGAGGCCCUCGAAGCACACCAAUUACUCUCCACCGGGGAGCCCAAUAGAGAAAUACCAGUACCCGCUGAUUGGACUUCCUUUUAUACACCAAGACUUGCACAGCGACGCCGACUGGCUUAGAUUCUGGACUAAAUACAAAAUGUCUGUUCCUGGCAACCCACACUACUUAAGCCACGUGCCUGGCUUGCCAAGUCCUUGCCAAAGCUUUGUGCCUUAUCCCACCUUCGGCUUGCCUCCACACUUUUCAGCCAUUAGCUCAGACAAUGACAUUCCCUUAGAUCUGGCGAUUAAGCAUUCCAGGCCAGGCCCGACGACAAAUGGAGCCACCAAGGAGAAGUGCAACGUGCCGACGAAUGCAAAGGAAGAGGGGCCGGUGGAUGUCGCAAAAACUGAAAAGGUUGACAGAAGCACUCAAGACGAGCUGUCAACCAAGUGCGUUCACUGUGGCAUCGUCUUUCUCGACGAGGUGAUGUACGCUUUGCAUAUGAGUUGCCAUGGCGACAGCGGGCCGUUUCAGUGCAGCAUAUGCCAUCACUUGUGUGCAGACAAGUAUGACUUUACAACUCACAUCCAGAGGGGUCUGCACCGGAAUAUUGCACAGGCUGAAAAGAACGGCAAGUCCAAGGAAUGAGCAGAAUGCAGCACUUCUUAGCACAAUUUUAGAGAAAUCAAUGAGGCAAAUAAGGUUUGUUGCAGCGAAGCAGAAGCUUGUACUGAAUUUGCAGGCCGGUACCUUUACCCCCUUAGAUGCAUUAGAUGUGUUGACACUUUAAGAAUUGAUGAAGCUCUCCAUGUAUAAGAGGAUAGUAGUCACCCGUCCAGUCGUUUUAUUCUCUUCUCUUAUUCUUUAAUACGGAACGUUAAACUCAGGCUCGCUAGUCUGUCUUAAACAACGGUACCAUCCACAAAAAAAA